Molecule: messenger RNA, 1911 nt
Organism: Cajanus cajan (pigeon pea)
Lineage: Eukaryota; Viridiplantae; Streptophyta; Magnoliopsida; Fabales; Fabaceae
Product: putative glycerol-3-phosphate acyltransferase 3
Biological process (GO): cutin biosynthetic process
Cellular component (GO): membrane
Molecular function (GO): phosphatase activity; glycerol-3-phosphate 2-O-acyltransferase activity
Source: RefSeq, a predicted model, not a curated record
UGACAAAAUAUGGGCGUUAACGUAUCUCUAGUUCUAUAAAUAAGAGGGCUUCCCCUCCUUAAAACGGUAGCAUUCAGUAUCUAAAAACCGAGUUGAGUCUUACAUUGAGAUGGCCAAAUUGUUCAGAGCGUUUUUCUUCAAGUCUCUUUUCUUCUUUUGGUACCGUUUUCUCUUGAGGCAACUCAGGAACCUAAUCCGCUUCCACCGAACCAUAAGCAAUUCUUUUUCAAAAGCAACACAGAAUAAAUACCAGAAAUUCCCCUCUCUCCUUCACCGAUCAGACCUCCAUGAUCACACGUUGAUCUUUGACGUGGAAAACACGUUGUUGAAAUCCUCUUCUUUGUUCCCUUACUUCAUGCUUGUGGCCUUCGAGGCAGGGGGGCUCCUAAGGGCCAUAGUUCUGGUUCUGCUAUACCCUUUUGUUUGUGUAGCAGGAGAGGAUAUGGGGUUGAAGAUAAUGGUCAUGGCAUGCUUCUUUGGUAUCAAAGCAUCCAACUUCAGAGUCGGAAGGUCCGUUCUGCCAAAAUUCUUCUUGGAGGACGUUGGUGCAGAGAUUUUCGAGGUGCUGAACAGAGGAGGGAAGAAAGUUGGUGUCACCAAUCUACCUCAAGUGAUGGUGGAAAGCUUCUUGAGAGAGUAUUUGGAGAUUGACUUCGUUGUGGGAAGGGAGCUAAAAAUGUUGAACGGAUACUACGUGGGGUUGAUGGAUGACACAAAAACCAUGCAUGCCUUGGAGCAAGUUAAAGAAGGGAAAGGAUGUUCUGAUGAUAUGAUCGGAAUCACAAGAUUCCAUAACAUUCGCGACCAUCAAAUCUUCUCUCAAUGCAAGGAAGUGUACGUGGUGACAGGAGCAGAAAAGAGAAGGUGGGAAAAGCUAGCAAGGGAGAGAUACCCGAAAGCGGUUAUCUUUCACGAUGGGAGAUUAGCUCUACGGCUGACACCAUUGGAGUCCAUAGCAAUGUUGAUGUGGGUUCCGUACGGGAUAAUCCUGGCUGUUAUUAGGAUUGCGCUUGCGCUCUCACUUCCGUUUAAAAUCUCAACCCCGUUACUGAUAAUGAGUGGGUUGCGUCUGACGGUAUCUGCAGGCACACCUAGAGGCGCACGGUGGGAGCAAGAGCAGCGUGUUAAGGAUAGCGGUGAGGGGAUUCUGUACGUGUGCAACCACAGAACCUUGCUGGACCCGCUCUACAUCUCAUACUCGCUGCAAAAGAAGUUAACCGCGGUGACAUACAGCCUAAGCAGGAUGUCAGAGAUUCUGGCCCCAAUCAAAACGGUGCGGUUAACGAGAAAGCGCGAGGAGGACGCGAAAAUGAUGAAGGAGUUAUUGGGGCAAGGGGACUUGGUGGUGUGCCCAGAGGGGACCACGUGCAGAGAACCCUAUUUAUUGAGGUUCAGCCCUUUGUUCUCAGAAAUGUGCGACGAAAUUGCACCCGUUGCGGUGGACAGCCACGUCACCAUGUUCCACGGAACCACUGCGGGGGGGUUUAAGUGCUUGGACCCGCUUUUCUUUCUCAUGAACCCCUCCCCGGUUUACACGGUCCGGUUGCUGGACCGUUUCUACCCUUCGCCAACCCACCAAGAGAACACCAGGUUUGAGGUGGCUAACGCUGUCCAAACACAAAUUGGGCAGGCUUUGGGUUUUGAGUGCACUAAACUCACGAGGAAAGACAAGUACUUGAUGUUGGCCGGUAACGAAGGCAUUGUUUCCAAUGCCAAAUCUUCGUAGCGGAACGGAUCGACCUAGCCAGUUAGCUACCUUAAUUUGUAAGUAAUGUCUUGUGCCAACAACCGCUUUGCUUUGCUGUCACCAAAAUUAAAUCACCAAUUAUGUAUACUACAGUACUAUAUAUAGGAUCAAAAACAUCAAGCAUUGGACCAAUAUUCGGGAACCUAGCCAAAAUUUACUGCUCC